Molecule: messenger RNA, 2114 nt
Organism: Cynocephalus volans (Philippine flying lemur)
Lineage: Eukaryota; Metazoa; Chordata; Mammalia; Dermoptera; Cynocephalidae
Gene: ACCS
Product: 1-aminocyclopropane-1-carboxylate synthase homolog (inactive)
Exons: 15
Coding region: 456-1952 (498 amino acids)
Biological process (GO): biosynthetic process; amino acid metabolic process
Molecular function (GO): pyridoxal phosphate binding; transaminase activity
Source: RefSeq, a predicted model, not a curated record
GGUCCCCAAGUCCGGGCGCGCUGGGAAGCGGGUCCGCCGCCGUCCUCACCGCGCGAAAGGCGCCGGAAGGCCUUUCCCGGCCAAGGAAGCGGACCCUUAGCGCGCGUCUGCCGAGUGUAGCACCGAGGAGGGGUGACCCUGCCACUCUGCAGAGAGGGAGGCCACGACGGCUCUGUCCUUCCGCCCCCAGGACCUUGGCCCCAUCACACUUCCCCGCCUGGAAGCCAGGGGCCGUCUCUCGCGAGGCGUCCUCGGCGCCGCAGAGGCCUCUUUCCGUGUGUAACGCGCGGUCGCCGCCCACUUGCGAGAUCCCGAGGCCUGUUCGCGGCGCGGGACGCCUGGAGCCCGCCCUUCUCUGCCGCACAGCGCGGCGCGGGGCCACCGGCCGCCCCCAAGCUCCAGACCGGGCCGCCCACGCCGGCCUCCCCCUCCCCGCGCUGUCGGGAAAGACCGAGAUGUUCACCCUUCCUCAGGAAGAAUCCAGGGCACCUACCACCUGUCCGGGCUCAGCCUCCACACAGGACCUCAGCAGUAGCUAUGGGGAUGGUCUGGAAGAAGAAUGCUCCAGAAAACCAGACCAGAAGCUGCUGGAGCUCUAUGGAGUGGGCAAUCCCAUCGCCAUGUUCUUCUCUGACAGCUCAUACCUGUCUUCUAGAGGAAGAAUUAUUAAAUGGUUCUGGGACUCAGCUGAGGAGGGCUACAGGACCUACCACAUGGAUGAGUAUGAUGAGGACAAGAACCCCUGUGGUAUCAUUAACUUAGGCACCAGUGAAAACAAACUCUGCUUUGACCUGCUGUCCAGGCGGCUGAGUCAGAGCGACAUGCUGCAGGUAGAGCCGUCCCUGCUACAGUACCCUGACUGGAGGGGACAUCUGUUCCUCCGGGAGGAAGUGGCUAGGUUCCUGUCUUUCUACUGCAAGAGCCCAGCACCCCUCAAACCCGAAAAUGUGGUCAUUCUGAACGGCUGUGCCUCUCUCUUCUCUGCUCUGGCCACGGUGCUGUGUGAGGUGGGGGAGGCUUUCCUGAUCCCUACCCCUUACUACGGGGCCAUCACACAGCACGUCUAUCUCUAUGGCAACGUCCGCCUGGCCUAUGUCUAUCUGGACAGUAAGGUCACUGGGCCAGAUUCACGCCCCUUCCAGCUCACGGUGGAGAAGCUGGAGAUGGCCCUACAAGGAGCUCGUUCUGAGGGUGUGAAGGUCAAAGGCCUCAUCCUCAUCAACCCCCAGAACCCACUGGGUGACAUCUACUCCCCAGGAGAGCUGCAGGAGUACCUGGAAUUUGCCAAAAGGCACAAGCUGCAUGUGAUUAUGGAUGAGGUCUACAUGCUGUCUGUGUUUGAGGAGUCUGUUGGGUACUGCAGUGUCCUAAGCCUGGAAAGGCUGCCUGACCCCCAGAGGACCCACGUGAUGUGGGCGACCAGCAAGGAUUUUGGGAUGUCUGGGCUCCGCUUUGGCACACUGUACACAGAAAACAAGGAUGUGGCCACUGCUGUGGCUUCCCUCUGCCGCUAUCAUGGCCUCAGUGGCUUGGUCCAGUACCAGAUGGCACAGCUGCUCCGGGACCGUGACUGGAUCAACCAGGUGUACCUGCCAGAAAACCAUGCUCGGCUCAGGGCUGCCCAUACCUAUGUCUCGGAAGAGCUCAGGGCCCUGGGCAUCCCCUUCCUGAAGCGUGGGGCAGGCUUCUUCAUCUGGGUUGACUUGAGAAAGUACCUGCCCAAGAGCACCUUUGAGGAGGAAAUGCUGCUUUGGCGCCGCUUCUUGGACAACAAGGUGCUGCUGUCCUUUGGCAAGGCCUUUGAGUGUAAAGAGCCUGGCUGGUUCCGCUUCGUCUUCUCAGACAAGGCCCACCGGCUUUGCCUGGGGAUGCAGAGGGUCCGGCAGGUGCUUGAGGGCAAAUCCCAAGUGGCAGAAGACCCCCCCUCCCUGUCAGACCCAGGAGCCAGGUGACCACCACCGGUGAGCUGGUCAUUGCCGGAGCUCCAGAGGACUGAUUGUGGAUGAGCCAUUGUCAGGAAGAUCUCCAACUUGGCUUUGCCCCUGAAGAAUAGCUGUUUCUUGCCUUUCUCUGUGGCAACGAGAAACUCCUUAAGUUGUGGUUCAACCUGGGCC